Molecule: messenger RNA, 513 nt
Organism: Parastagonospora nodorum SN15
Lineage: Eukaryota; Fungi; Ascomycota; Dothideomycetes; Pleosporales; Phaeosphaeriaceae
Exons: 3
Coding region: 1-513 (170 amino acids)
Biological process (GO): glycine decarboxylation via glycine cleavage system; protein lipoylation
Cellular component (GO): mitochondrion; cytoplasm; glycine cleavage complex
Source: RefSeq, a predicted model, not a curated record
AUGGCUGCUUCUUCUUCUGUUGCCCGCGCGGUCCGCCAACUGGCUUUUGUCGCGGCGAGGAGGCCCGCGCCGUUUGUGUCCCAGAGAUGGCAGCUGCAGGCGCAAAAGCAGCGGCUAUUCUCGGUAUCUGCCGCAUUAAAGGAGAAGAAGUACACAGAGGACCAUGAGUGGAUCGAAUUGUCCGCCGACGGCAAGACAUGCACCCUGGGUAUCUCGGAAUAUGCCGCCAAGGCCCUCGGCGACGUUGUGUACAUCGAGCUCCCCCAGACCGACAUGGAAGUCAGCGAAGGCGACGCAAUCGGCGCCGUCGAAUCCGUCAAGUCGGCCUCGGACAUCCUCACGCCCAUCAGCGGCACCGUAGCAGAGGUCAACUCGGAGCUCGAGAAGACGCCCGCGAACGUCAACAAGGACCCCGAGGGCGACGCCUGGAUCGCAAAGAUCACCGUUUCUGGCGAGCCAUCGGGCAAGAUGAUGAGCAAGGAGGAGUACACAGCCUUCACUGAGGACGCAUAG